UGACUGGAUAGCCAUUAUAAUUUUAUCAGCUGAAUAGUAAUUAUUUACCAUCAAUUUAUACAAUUUAUAGUAAAAAUGCAAAAUAAAUUAGUUUUGCAAAUAAAUCGAAUUAUUUUUUGUGCAAUUCUUAUUAAAUCAUGUUCUUCCGAAAUAUCUACGUCCAAUAAUCAGUUUAGUCUUCAAUUGUAUUCCGCUUUAACUGCAAAACACGAUGGAGAUUUCUCCAUUUCUCCAUUCCCUGUGACCAAAUUAUUCGCUGCCUUAUACGCUGAAGCUGGUGGGAACGACUUGAUAAAAGCAAUCAGAAAUUCUCCUCAAUUUCCGGAAGAUAUUUCCACCGUGGUUCGUGACUACAAGAGAGUUAUAGAAGAUUUUUCAGCUAUUGAAUCAUUGGAAAAUAUUCAAUCCGCAUUUUUGGUCAACGAUUCCAUCGUUCAGAAUUUUAAAAACAUACUGAAAAAUGAUUUAGAUGUAACCAUAUUGAGCACAAAUUUGUCAGAUUUGGAUGCAACACAAAACACAAUUGUUAAUUGGACAGACCACAGGACAAAUGAAAGCGCACAGUUCCUCAAAGAACAUUUUAAUGAAAAUGCAACAACUUUCUUACUAUCAAAAUCAUUUUUCGAGGCCACAUGGGUUCACAAAUUCCAUUCCUCUUUUACAAAACCGAGUCCAUUCUAUUACGACGAAACGCACGCCAAUCAGGUCGACAUGAUGUUUCAAAGGGCUCGCGUUCCAUACGCGGAAAUACCCGAAUUGGACUGUACUGCAGUUUCAUUGCCGUAUAAUUCCGAAACAUAUCCCCAAAAUAGUAGUGCCGAUGAUGAGGACUUUCACCGAUUGGAAAUGAUAAUUUUACUUCCAAACAGUAGGACAGGGUUGACAGGAUUAGAAACUAGUCUAAAAACUUACCCAUUUUCAAGAAUCCCUCAACAAUUCUUGAACACGAAAGAUAUGUUUUUGUACAUACCAAAGUUUAAUGUGAGUUCUAUGGUGGAUUUAUCGGAAGUAGUUUCAAAGCUGGGCACAGAUUCACAGACAAGUUCGGAAGGAAUUAACUUGUCAAACGUCACUUUUAAUGGGGACAAAAAUUCGACGGUCAAUAUUUCCAAAAUUUUGCAUUUUGUAAAAUUUUCAGUUGAUGAAAACGGGAGUAAUGCGUCUAAUGAGACAUCAGCCACAGUGCCAAAUUAUUCACUAAAGUACAACUCGCCGGAAUCUUUCAGAGCCAACCGACCCUUUAUAGGGUUUCUUUAUGAUCAAGAGAAGCAUAUUAUUCUUAACAUUUUCCGUAAAAAGAGUUAAUUCAAGCCAGUAAAAAAAAGUUGCGUUUCGAUUCAAAGCAUUUGUAAAAUUCUGAAGAAAUAAUCCACCUCCAUUUCAGCAUCUAGACAUAAAUCGGUACAAUGAACCGCGUUCUUGACUGUGGACGUCCCAAACUUCGCACGGAUUGAGGUGGGGCGUAGUUUCUUGGCAAUUAUCUGACAGGAAAGUAUCAUUUGUACGAUAAUCUAAAGUUUAAUGGAGCUGUUUCAAAUUUAAUUUACUGGAUUCAUUGGUCCCACAAAUUCGCGAAAGCUGGCCGGAGUAUCUUCACCGCAACCGGAAAUUUCUAGCACGUAACAAGGUCCAAGAGACAAUUCUUCUGUCAUAUCCUACAAAAAAUUUAGUCGAGCCACAUAGUUUUAGUACCUCAAUGAUAUGCAAGUGGAUGAUGACGCUAUUUUAAUCAUUAAUUAAUUAAUUACACUGUAUUCGGGAAUGACUCCUUUGUAAAUCUCGUAAAAUUCUUCUGCAUGAGUUCGAUCCAAGUAAAAUAGUUCGAAUGCGGUGAUCUUGUAAUUGGCUCGUGUAAUGCAAUCGAUUAUAGAGCCAGCCACUCCUACACGACGGUCAGAUUAAGCAGUUUUUGCAUAUUUUCUACAUUCUAAGGACUAAUUGUUCCAUUUUACACUAAAAUAAUUUACCCUCUUUGACAGCGUGAGGUUUAAUCACACAACAAGUUGAACAAGUCAUUAAUGCCGUUCCUGGAGCAAGAAGCGGAAGUGCGCGAGAUUUCUUACUUUCUCGACACAAGCAGGACUUUCAGAAAUUUGAACGGCAUUAGUUACAAAAUCAUUUCCAUAAAUUGCCCUCAAAGACCCUGGUUGUUGCAACUUGGCGACACCAGGAUCUUGAUCGCCAGCCAAGCAACGAACUUUCUGAAUUGCGUCACGUCCAACGAGCAGAAAUGCGACAAGUGGACCGGAUGUCAUUUGAGUCACUAAUCGCCUAAAUGCAUUUAAUUAUUUGUAAUGCUCGUAAAACUUUGCAACCAUAUCGGGAGUCAUUCUGGCCAUUCGUGCUCUCAAAACUCUCAGACCAGAAUUCUCCAAUUGUCGCAAGAUCAUUCCAAGGCAUUGGACAGCAUGAGAUCGGGGUUCCAAAAAUUGUCGGGUGCAACUAUCCGAAUACUCCACAAGUGUCAUUUGUCGCCCAUAAAUAUUGAUGACGUUUCCCAAGUAGAGUUGAGAUAGGGUUACCGUUUCCAAUUUCAGCCUUCGCAGGAAUCGCUGGUUAUUUAUUACAUCUUUCUAAAAAUAAUUAUAAUUCUUAAUUAUUCUAAUUCUUCUCGGAUUAAAAUUAUUUGAAAGGA
Messenger RNA from Folsomia candida, 2635 nucleotides. RefSeq names its product antichymotrypsin-2. Lineage: Eukaryota; Metazoa; Arthropoda; Collembola; Entomobryomorpha; Isotomidae. Gene Ontology annotation, molecular function: serine-type endopeptidase inhibitor activity. The record is from RefSeq and is a predicted model, not a curated record. The coding region runs from base 76 to 1305 and encodes 409 amino acids. The transcript has 9 exons.